Molecule: messenger RNA, 569 nt
Organism: Musca vetustissima
Lineage: Eukaryota; Metazoa; Arthropoda; Insecta; Diptera; Muscidae
Product: transmembrane protein 134-like
Exons: 2
Coding region: 4-543 (179 amino acids)
Source: RefSeq, a predicted model, not a curated record
ACAAUGCAUAAUAGCAACGGUAAUUUCUCCGUUGGCCGUCAGAAUAAGGAGAAACGUUUUUCCAUUCAUGAUGCCUUCGAAGAAGAGACCGAUGAGGCUAUACGGGUGUACGGAUCCACAGUUAUAUCGACACCAAUGCGUUCCAAGCAACGUUCAACCGAUGAUGUAUCCAUACGCAUCCAAGAUCCAAAGGGCUACAACAAAUAUACCGAAGAUACCACAUCACGUGACAGUGAUUCCCUAAUACAAGAAUAUGGCAACAUCUCCACAGACGAAGUUAGCACAUAUUGUUGGCGGCAUCCAAAGGUACGAGAAAAUUGGCGCACUGUCUUGGCCGCUGUUACCCUACUCAUUGUUGGCACUGGACUUUUUGUGAUGGGCACAUUUGCCGUGGCCGAUCCAGCGAAUACAUCACAGGGUGUUGUAUUCUUUGUGGCGGGUCUAAUAUGUUUUAUACCCGGUGCCUAUCAUGUGGUCUAUAUAUGGCUGGCGGCAAAGGGUUAUCGAGGGUUUGAUUUCUAUCAUUUGCCAUUGUUUACAUAAAAACAGUUUUCAAAUGUAACAGAAAA